Molecule: messenger RNA, 471 nt
Organism: Cuscuta epithymum
Lineage: Eukaryota; Viridiplantae; Streptophyta; Magnoliopsida; Solanales; Convolvulaceae
Source: the annotation of a GenBank genome assembly
CUCGAACUCAAGGCUCUUCAAGCUUCUGCCACUGCUAGUCUGGCUUUCGGGGAACUUGUCCGCAGGGCGGAACAGCACCGCCUCGAGAAGGCCAAAUCCGACGAGGUGACGAGGAAGCUCGUUGCAAACAAUACCGAGGCCAUACGGCAGCUGGCAUGUUUGGAGGAGGCCCUCCGGGUGGCUGAGCGGAAGCUGGAGGCCGCCAAGAAUGAGGGCGUGGCCGAGGGAAUCGCCAAAGGGAAAGCUGAGGCCGAAGAGAUUGCCGCCGCUGCCGCCAAAUCAGCCGCCGAGGAAGCAGAAAGUUCCAAGCGGGAGGCGGUCGCUAUGGCCAAGAAGGAGGCUGUUGAUGGCUUCGUAGCCGGGGGCUGGAAAUCUGAGGGCCUGGAGCAAUGGAGGGAAUCAGUGGUGGAGUCCUCGGUGGAAGCUUGGGUGAAGGGCCCCGGGGCGAUGUGGUUGGCCCGGAAGGGGAAG